GAGCCGGCGUGGGGAUCGGGAUGCUGCUGGGCAUGACGACGCGGCCGUAAGGAUGCGCGAGGGGUCUGCACUCCUUCUCCGAGCCCCGCGAGGGUGCUUGGCUCGGCGGCUGGACUAGCGCGGCCUGGGAACCCCGAAACCCUCCGAAGGCUGGGCCUCAGCACGGACAACAGAAACUGCAGCCAUGACCACCCACGUCACCCUGGAAGAUGCCCUGUCCAACGUGGACCUACUGGAAGAGCUGCCCCUCCCUGACCAGCAGCCAUGCAUCGAGCCCCCACCUUCCUCCAUAAUGUACCAGGCUAACUUUGACACAAACUUCGAGGACAGGAAUGCCUUUGUCACGGGCAUUGCAAGGUACAUCGAGCAGGCUACAGUGCACUCCAGCAUGAAUGAAAUGCUGGAGGAAGGGCACGAGUAUGCAGUCAUGCUAUACACCUGGCGCAGCUGUUCCCGGGCCAUCCCCCAGGUGAAAUGCAAUGAGCAGCCCAACCGAGUGGAAAUCUAUGAGAAGACGGUAGAAGUGCUGGAGCCUGAGGUCACCAAGCUCAUGAAGUUCAUGUACUUUCAGCGCAAAGCCAUCGAGCGGUUCUGCAGUGAGGUGAAGCGACUGUGCCAUGCCGAGCGGAGGAAGGACUUUGUCUCCGAGGCCUACCUCCUGACCCUGGGCAAGUUCAUCAACAUGUUUGCAGUCUUGGACGAGCUGAAGAAUAUGAAGUGCAGUGUCAAGAACGACCACUCUGCCUACAAGAGGGCAGCGCAGUUCCUGAGGAAGAUGGCUGACCCCCAGUCCAUCCAGGAGUCGCAGAACCUGUCCAUGUUCCUGGCCAACCACAACAGGAUCACCCAGUGUCUCCACCAGCAACUGGAAGUGAUCCCAGGCUAUGAGGAGCUGCUGGCUGACAUUGUCAACAUCUGCGUGGAUUACUACGAGAACAAGAUGUAUCUGACCCCCAGUGAGAAGCACAUGCUCCUCAAGGUAAUGGGUUUUGGUCUGUACCUGAUGGAUGGGAAUGUCAGUAACAUUUACAAAUUGGAUGCCAAGAAGAGAAUCAACCUCAGCAAAAUUGAUAAGUUCUUUAAGCAGCUGCAGGUGGUGCCCCUUUUCGGCGACAUGCAGAUAGAGCUGGCCAGAUACAUUAAGACCAGUGCUCACUAUGAAGAGAACAAGUCCAAGUGGACGUGCACCCAGAGCAGCAUCAGCCCCCAGUACAAUAUCUGCGAGCAGAUGGUUCAGAUCCGCGAUGACCAUAUCCGCUUCAUCUCGGAACUCGCUCGCUACAGCAACAGUGAGGUGGUGACGGGCUCCGGGCUGGACAGCCAGAAGUCAGAUGAGGAGUACCGCGAGCUCUUUGACCUGGCCCUGCGGGGCCUGCAGCUCUUAUCCAAGUGGAGCGCCCACGUCAUGGAGGUGUACUCCUGGAAGCUGGUUCACCCCACGGACAAGUUCUGCAACAAGGACUGCCCGGGCACGGCCGAGGAGUACGAGCGAGCCACGCGCUACAACUACACCAGUGAAGAGAAGUUCGCCUUCGUCGAGGUGAUCGCCAUGAUCAAAGGCCUGCAGGUGCUCAUGGGCAGGAUGGAGAGCGUCUUCAACCAGGCCAUCAGGAACACCAUCUACGCGGCCCUGCAGGACUUUGCCCAGGUGACCCUUCGCGAGCCCCUAAGGCAGGCGGUACGGAAGAAGAAGAACGUCCUCAUCAGUGUUCUACAGGCGAUUCGGAAAACCAUCUGUGACUGGGAGGGGGGCCGUGAGCCCCCCAAUGACCCGUGCUUGAAAGGGGAGAAGGACCCCAAGGGUGGAUUUGACAUCAAGGUGCCGCGGCGAGCCGUGGGUCCCUCCAGCACACAGGCCUGCCAGUGGUCCCCGCGGGCUUUGUUUCACCCCACUGGUGGCACACAGGGCCGAAGAGGCUGCCGAUCCUUGCUGUACAUGGUGCGGACCAUGCUUGAAUCGCUCAUCGCGGACAAAAGCGGUUCCAAGAAGACCCUGCGGAGCAGCCUGGAUGGACCCAUCGUCCUGGCCAUCGAAGACUUCCACAAGCAGUCCUUCUUCUUCACGCACCUGCUCAACAUCAGCGAAGCCCUGCAGCAGUGUUGUGACCUCUCCCAGCUCUGGUUCAGAGAAUUCUUCCUGGAGUUGACCAUGGGCCGGCGAAUCCAGUUCCCCAUCGAGAUGUCCAUGCCCUGGAUUCUAACAGACCAUAUCUUGGAAACCAAAGAACCUUCCAUGAUGGAGUAUGUCCUCUACCCUUUGGAUCUGUACAACGACAGCGCCUACUAUGCUCUGACCAAGUUUAAAAAGCAGUUCCUGUACGAUGAGAUCGAAGCCGAGGUGAACCUGUGUUUUGAUCAGUUUGUCUACAAGCUGGCGGACCAGAUCUUUGCCUACUAUAAAGCCAUGGCCGGCAGCGUCCUGUUGGAUAAACGUUUUAGGGCCGAAUGUAAGAAUUAUGGAGUCAUCAUUCCAUACCCACCAUCCAACCGCUAUGAAACCCUGUUGAAACAGAGACACGUUCAGCUGUUGGGUAGAUCCAUUGACUUGAACAGACUCAUUACCCAGCGUAUCUCUGCUGCCAUGUAUAAAUCCUUGGACCAGGCCAUCAGCCGCUUUGAGAGUGAGGACCUGACCUCAAUUGUGGAGCUGGAGUGGCUGCUGGAGAUCAACCGGCUCACGCACCGGCUGCUGUGUAAACACAUGACCCUGGACAGCUUCGACGCCAUGUUUCGGGAGGCCAACCACAAUGUGUCCGCCCCCUACGGCCGAAUCACCCUGCACGUCUUCUGGGAGCUCAACUUCGACUUCCUCCCCAACUACUGCUAUAACGGCUCCACCAACCGUUUUGUCCGAACUGCCAUUCCUUUCACCCAAGAACCGCAGAGAGAUAAACCCGCCAACGUCCAGCCUUAUUACCUCUAUGGGUCUAAGCCUCUCAACAUCGCCUACAGCCACAUCUACAGCUCCUACAGAAACUUUGUGGGGCCCCCGCAUUUCAAGACCAUCUGCAGACUCCUCGGUUACCAGGGCAUUGCUGUGGUCAUGGAGGAACUGCUGAAGAUCGUCAAAAGCUUGCUCCAAGGGACUAUCCUCCAGUACGUGAAAACACUGAUCGAGGUCAUGCCCAAGAUAUGCCGUCUGCCCCGGCAUGAGUACGGCUCCCCAGGGAUCCUGGAGUUCUUUCACCACCAGCUGAAGGACAUCAUCGAAUACGCAGAGCUCAAGACUGACGUGUUCCAGAGCCUGAGGGAGGUGGGCAAUGCCAUCCUGUUCUGCUUGCUUAUCGAGCAAGCUCUGUCUCAGGAGGAAGUCUGUGAUUUGCUUCAUGCUGCACCCUUCCAAAACAUCUUGCCUAGAGUCUACAUCAAAGAGGGUGAGCGUCUGGAGGUCCGGAUGAAACGCCUGGAAGCCAAGUAUGCCCCACUUCACCUGGUCCCUCUGAUAGAGCGGCUGGGGACCCCUCAGCAAAUCGCCAUUGCUCGGGAGGGCGACCUGCUGACCAAGGAGCGACUGUGCUGUGGACUGUCCAUGUUCGAGGUCAUCCUGACCCGCAUCCGGAGCUACCUGCAGGACCCUGUCUGGCGGGGCCCGCCACCCACCAACGGCGUCAUGCACGUGGACGAGUGCGUGGAAUUCCACCGGCUCUGGAGUGCCAUGCAAUUCGUCUAUUGCAUCCCCGUGGGGACCAACGAGUUCACAGCUGAGCAGUGUUUCGGAGACGGCUUGAACUGGGCCGGCUGCUCCAUCAUCGUCCUGCUGGGCCAGCAGCGUCGCUUUGACCUGUUCGACUUCUGUUACCACCUGCUCAAAGUACAGAGGCAAGACGGGAAAGAUGAAAUCAUUAAGAAUGUGCCCCUGAAGAAGAUGGCAGACAGGAUCAGGAAAUACCAGAUCUUGAACAAUGAGGUUUUUGCCAUCCUGAACAAGUACAUGAAGUCCGUGGAGACGGACAGUUCCACCGUGGAGCAUGUGCGCUGCUUCCAGCCGCCCAUCCACCAGUCCCUGGCUACCACCUGCUAGGCGGAAGGUCCUGCAAACCCUCAAGCUGGAGGAGGAGAAGCAGGAGAGAGAAAGCCACAGCCAGCCUGCGACAGGGUCCGACUGGACAAUGUGUGAGAUGAACCUGGAAGCAAACAAGAACCUCCCCAAACACAUCUGCACCUUCCGAGGGCUGGGCCUCUGCAUGCUCUCCCAUGACAUCUCCAUGGUGGUUUUUCCAUAGUGUAAAUGAAAAAAAAAAAAAAAGAACAGAAACAGGGCAGUACUUGCUUUUUUCUCUUUUUCCCCUCAGCUAUGUUAAGAGCCCUAGUUUCACCCUUUCUCCAUCUCAUGGUCCCCACAUCCAUGGUUGCUACACAAAACCUCCUCCCCUGAUUGUGACCUCCUGCCCAGUGCCCACAUGCAACCCCAGGACUGAAGUCUUAGAGAUGGAGAAAAGAGUGUGGCCAUGCCCCAAGACGUCAGCCUGGCUUGACAGGCAUGCGUCCACUUCCUAGCAUCUUCACUUCCUCUGGCUCCUUCCCCCUACUUCCCACAGUCUCAUCUUGUCCUGCUCCAGAUGCCAGGGAUUCAACCGCCAAGUGUACUCCUGGACCAAGCACUGAGAGCCAUGGUGAAUGGGCGACGAGCUUCCUGGUAUCAGUGCCAUGGUAGAUGGUGUUGAGGUGUUGCCUUUGGCCUUCCAUGGACUCUUAAAACCACAUCCUGACUCCCCUCUCAGGGCACUCCUAGGGAGAACUCAGAAAUGCAUUCACAGCUGAAAUGGGUGAGCGGAAUUUGGGUAGGAAGAUGGUCAGGCCUGCUGUGUAGAAGCAGUAUUUAUGAACACAGCCAGGAAUUCCAUAGUCCAAAACAGAAAGCUGUUAGAACCCUUCAUCAGCUUGAUGGUGAGAGGGUCUUUUGUUUAUUGAACAAGUAGUUAGCACCAAGUCGCACAGAGAGUGAACACUGGACUACUGGCCAGACAUGCACUGCCCACAGCAUUAGCCAGCAACCAAAUUAGGAACCACUUCUUGGCACAGAAUCUCUCAUCCAGAAAAACCCUCACAAGAAAGAAACUAUUAAAGGGUUAUUUUAACAGAAUCCAAAAAACACCUUGGGGUCAAGGAGGUAAGGAGUGUAAAUAAUACUUGUCAAUGAGCUUUUAAUACCAACCAACCCAGGGAUCAAACCCACCUCUCUUGCAUGUCCUGCAUUGGCAGGCAGAUUCUUUACCACUAGCACCACCUGGGAAGCCCCUUUUAAUACUAAAAUACAGCCAAAGAGGAACGCUGUUCUAAUGAAUCAGGACUUUUAUUGUCCUAGAAGCUGAAAAAUUGUGGAGACAUUUGACCUUUGGCUUCUAUUCUUUGAUGUUCCUUAACUUAGAUUUUGAGAUGUAGGUCAUAUCUCACAGGGACAUUGUUAUUGUUCAGUUGCUCAGUCAUGUCCAACUAUUUGCAACCCCAUGGACUGCAGCACGCUGGGCUUCCCUGUUCAUCAUCUCCCAGAGUUUGCUCAAACUCAUGUCCAUUGAGUCAGCAAUGCCAUCCAGCCAUGCCUGCUUCCAUUUCCCAGAAUGAAUCAAAAUUCCUUGCAGAAUCUCUUACUGCGCAUGGGGAAGCUGUUUAGAAGGACAGAAGCCUUUGGGAAAUGAAUGUCUCCUUACAGAGCACCUUAUCCUCAAAGGGAAUCUGUGAGCCUGAGCUUGUAUGAACAUAUAAAAUGAGACAAUUUGGUAUUUCUUCCCUGGCCCAGGAAGGAAAAGAGAGAAAAUAAACUGAUAAUGAUCGCCUCACUCAGGGCAGAUGAAUAGAAAUUGUUUCCAUUAACCAGAUGGCCCAUUUCAUCCCCAGGCAAGAGCAAAGAAGUGUCCAUAGCAGGAGGUUUGUGUUAUCCACUCAUGUUCACCAAGGAGGACAGAGGUGGGGCUCGCCAAGUGUGAUCCAAAGGCCACCUCCAUCAGGACUUCUGAGAUUUAACACAUUUGAUGCAGAUUCCUGGGCCUACCUCAAACCCACCAAUCCUGCAUCUCUGGGAGCAGAAUUGAGAAAUCUGCACUUGCCACAAGCUGGAUUGUUCUGUUACACAUCAGAGUCUGAGGACCACUGCUGUAGAGGCCCCCUGCACUGCUAACCUUGGGCUUUGAGCUCCCUCUGAGCCAUGAAAGAAAAUAAUUGUAGGGAAGGAAAGCAAGUCAGGGUACAAGCUGUCAGAUCCUCCUGUUUGGAGCUGCCACUUCCUAUUCUCAUAGGAAUAGUAUUUCUCUCUCUCUGUCUUUUAUUUUUUCCUUCUUGAAGAUCAUACAUGUGUCCCAAAGGCAAAAGUGAGGGGUUACACCACAUGGAAGAACUAUAUGGUAAAACUCACCUUCAAAACCCGCAUAAAAUUUCUAAGCUCCAGAGACUUGAGUCUUCAGGCCUGUCUGGGUACAGUAGGUGGCUCGCUUUCUCAGCUACUUGACUGUCUGUUAAGUCCUGGAGAUCAUUCUAAGUCCUUGACUGUUGCUUUGUAGAGAUUUGGAUCACCCAUUUGAUGAGAUUGCCAUUUCAAUAACCUGCCCCUCCCAUCCUAUCAUAGCCCUGACUUUGACCCUCUGGGUAGAAUCCCAUUGCCCUCAAGAGAUUUUAUCUCAGUAAAUUGAGGUCUUCACCUUUAGGAGAGAUGUUUCAUUUCCCUGGCUCACCAGCAGCAUUGAUUCACAAAUACAGAACGGGUUUAAUAUUCUUUCCUUCCUGGUGUUACUGCCCCUCUUUUGAUUUUUUGUGUAUCUAAGAACCAAGAAAAAUAAAAUCCUAGGUUUUAAAAGGUUUAAAAAAAUUCUGUUUCAGAAACUGUCAAAUGUACCAUAUUUGUAUUAAGAGUUGUCGGGGAUUUUUGUACAAUGAAUUUACAUUUAUUUAUGGUGACUUAUAUUUACGCUUGUGAUCAAAUAAUGAUGUUAAAUUCUUAAAUCAUAUUUGCUAUGCAGCUGAAGAUGAUAUUUUGCUUUGUAUUUUGGGGUACCUGUGUUGAGUUGAUAAACAUUUCCAUCUCCAUUAAAACUGCUUCCAAACUCGUGAAA
Messenger RNA from Capra hircus (goat), 7043 nucleotides. RefSeq names its product cytoplasmic FMR1 interacting protein 2 (gene CYFIP2). The record is from RefSeq and is a predicted model, not a curated record. Gene Ontology annotation, cellular component: synapse; neuron projection. Gene Ontology annotation, biological process: cell morphogenesis; apoptotic process; axon guidance. The transcript has 32 exons. NCBI's taxonomy places the organism in Eukaryota, Metazoa, Chordata, Mammalia, Artiodactyla, Bovidae. Bases 185 to 4021 code for a protein of 1278 amino acids. Gene Ontology annotation, molecular function: small GTPase binding.